UUUGUACUAGCUAAUAUAUAUUUUUUUAUGCAAUUGUAUUUCAAGUCAAGCACUCUGUCAGUCUUUGGUAGCGUGCGUGGAACUUGCUUGACGCCUCAAAAUCCAAAAUGACAUGGCGAACAUAAUGAGAUGGUACCAUCUUUCAGGCCUAAAACAAGAGCGCGGGUGAGGUUGCAGACGGGUGGUAAACAAUCGUUUUAUAGUUCCUGCUUGCACAUUAUUUUUAAGAAUAAGUGAUCCUGAAGAGUCUUCCCAGUUCAGGCACGCUGGAAGACAACAUACCCAAUGGAUCCAAAGAGGUACAGUCGGCGGUUGCAGUAUGGAGAAGCUAGUGGGGGUUGGGAGGAGUAUGGUGCCUCUGAUACGAGCUACAUCCUGGAUCCAUCAUCCAGAGAGUGCAGCAAAGGCUCAUUGAGGGGUAGCGGUGCUCCCUUCUCCCCAGACACAGAUGGGGGCGUUGAUGGAGAUCCUGUGCAGCCCAGUGUGGACCUGGAACUCGCUCGUAAGAAGAAGGAGCUGGAGGUCAUAGAGGAACAGAUAGCUCGCAAGAAAGCUGUUCUUGCUAUGCGAGAGCUUAAACACAGCGCUAAGGACAUGCCUAAAUCACAGAUUGCGUCCACAACAGCGACGGGCAUGUCUAAACAGACCAAGAUGAACAAUACAAUAAUCAAAACAUAUAACAAUGUCGCGGACAAGUCGUCACGCAUACCUCUUAAACGGAGGGUGCUGGACAUUGUGAGUAAGCUCAGAAGAACACCAGUAUGUUACCUACUUCGUAAGGAUACCCCUGCCAAGGUGAAGAAACAAAACAAGAUGCGAGCAUUGGAGCUGAUGAUUAGCGCUUCCCUAGAAAAUGAAGAGGCCCAUCCUCUGAGACUGAGAGUGAGGGCUUUAACGAACCAACGACGCUAUCCCAACAAUGAGGAGGUGGUCCCUAAUGAUAAACAACAUAAACCAACCAUUCAGAGACCAGUUCACUCACUAAGGACACAGGAGAAAGACAUAGCAGCCACAGGUUUCCAGCGCUUCCUCAAUGUCCUCAACGAAGGGGUGGACAUCAACAAGCUCUCAAAGAUAGUCAAUGAUGUAAAUGAGUUACCCGUUGUGGGCGAGGAGCUACCACAAGUUUGGCCCACUCUGCUCGAGGGUAAUGUUGACUCCAGCAGUAGAUCCAAGUCUUCUCCUCCGGUUGAGGAGAAGAAGAAGGUGAGGCUUGAGGAUGAGCAGCGGUACGAGCGGAUGCAGACCCUGCUGGAGAUCGUUGGGCUGGACCUGGGGGUUGAGGAGUUGGGUCGGCUGACAGACAGGACCAAUGAUAGGCUGUACGGGAAGAUGGGAGACUUGAAAAGGAAGGAGAAUGAGAAGGGAAAGGAGAAAGAGGAGAGAGAGCCCUCAUUUAAACAUCUCAGUACUUCCUCAUUACCAUCAGACAGCGCCAGCCCUAGCCCCCUUCUAAACCAGCACUCAAACAUGACCGUUGAAUACAGCAGCUCUAGUAACAGGGUAUGGGACAUAGAUAGACACAGGGACAGAUCUGAGAGAGACAGGCACAGACACUCUAGUACCAGAGACAAGGACAGAGCGAGGGAGGAGGAUAUAGUCAGAGAAAUUGACAAAUCUGAAAGAGAUGGAGAGAGAGAUGGACACAGACACUCUAGUACCAGAGAGAGAGACAAGGACCUACCAGUAGUCAGAGAAACGAAGAGAUCAGAAAGAAAUGGAGAGAAAGGCAGAUACAGAUCUGAGAGGGACAGAUACAGAUCUGAGAGACACAGGGACAGAGACCCAGAGAAAGACCGGGACAGAUCUGAGAGAGACAGGGACAGAUACAGAUCUGAGAGAGACAGGUGGCUGCAAAGGGACAAACGUUCUAGGACCAGAGACUGGGACAGCGAGAGCAACUGGGAUAGCAACUCUAGUACUAGAGACUGGGACAUGGAGAGAUCUGAGAAGGAUAGGUAUGGGGAUGAGUCCAGGGAAAGCUCCAUUGAGCUCAACUCAUAUUCCAUGAACCCUAUAUACCCUGUUUCUCAUCCUCCUCAUGCAUCUAUGAUGGCAACCUACUCCCCCAUCCAGUACUCUCAGUAUAUGGCAUACCAGAGCAGCCCCUACACCAUCGCCUUCCCUCCAGGGUGGGGUUAUCCCCCUGGUACCAUGCCCCCUGGUACCAUGCUUCCUGGUAUUAUGCCCCCUGGUACCAUGCCACCUGGAUUCAUGCCACCUGGAAUCAUGCCCUCUGGUGCCAUACCGCCUGGUAAAAUGUCCCUCCUACCUAGCCCAUAUUACUCUAAUGGCACCACAUCCUUAAACCAGACAUACGCAUACACCCAGCCAGCUAGCAACCUCCAGCUCACAUCUACCCAGCCUGCUAGCAACCUCCAGCUCUCAUCUACCCAGCCUGCUAGCAACCUCCAGCUCUCAUCUACCCAGCCUGCUAGCAACCUCCAGCUCUCAUCUACCCAGCCUGCCAGCAACCUCCAGCUCUCAUCUACCCAGCCUGCUAGCAACCUCCAGCUCUCAUCUACCCAGCCUGCCAGCCCUGCAGCAGUCUUGCCCCUCCUACUUAACCCCCCAAUUUGUCACAAGAAACUAGCUCCUUGGUAUACAGAAAAUACCCGAGCCCUGAAGCAAGUUUGCAGAAAAUUGGAACGGAAAUGGUGCUCCACCAAAUUGGAAAGAUACACAUACAUCCAAGCCUCAAGCAACCACCAUCUCGCAUACACCCAGCCUGCUAGCAACCGCAAGGAAAAGAGACAGAAGCAUGCAGAAGCCGUAGCGAAAGUGUCCUGUCAGAUGGCGACAAAGAAGUCCCCCUCUGAACCAUGGUCCAUGAAGAAAGCAAAGGGGGGAAACAUUAUAUUCUUCACAGGUAUAUUCAUGAAGAGUUAUCACAGUCAUCUAAGGAAGUGUCAAUAUAAGUUGAAACGGCUUGCGAAGAGGAGGAAUAAGGCUCACCAGCACAAAAUAAAGCGAUUGCUUGCAGAAGCAGCAGGGAAAGUGGCCCCUCAGGUGGCUGUAAAGGAUUUCCCCUUUGAACCGGAGCCCAAGACCCAGAAGGAGUAG
Coregonus clupeaformis (lake whitefish) is the source of this 3063-nucleotide messenger RNA. Its product is annotated as peptidyl-prolyl cis-trans isomerase G-like. Lineage: Eukaryota; Metazoa; Chordata; Actinopteri; Salmoniformes; Salmonidae. Bases 286 to 3063 code for a protein of 925 amino acids. The record is from RefSeq and is a predicted model, not a curated record. The transcript has 5 exons.